Ixodes scapularis (black-legged tick) is the source of this 1113-nucleotide messenger RNA. Its product is annotated as guanine nucleotide-binding protein G(q) subunit alpha-like. The record is from RefSeq and is a predicted model, not a curated record. Bases 13 to 1113 code for a protein of 366 amino acids. NCBI's taxonomy places the organism in Eukaryota, Metazoa, Arthropoda, Arachnida, Ixodida, Ixodidae. Gene Ontology annotation, molecular function: G protein-coupled receptor binding; guanyl nucleotide binding; G-protein beta/gamma-subunit complex binding. The transcript is spliced from 2 exons. Gene Ontology annotation, biological process: adenylate cyclase-modulating G protein-coupled receptor signaling pathway. Gene Ontology annotation, cellular component: heterotrimeric G-protein complex.
UGCUCGGCGCCGAUGGCUCCGCCGGUGCCGUGCUGCCUGAGCGAGGAGGCCAAGCUGCAGAAGCGCGUCAACGAGCGCAUCGAGCGGCAGCUGAGCCGCGAGCGCUUCGAGGCUGGCCGCGAGAGCAAGUUCCUGCUCCUGGGGCCCGAAGAGGCCGGCAAGACGACCUUCCUCAAGCAGAUCCGCCUCAUCCAGGAAGGCGACGCGCGGGCCGACCGGGCCGAUCACGUGCGCAGCGUCUUCCAGGCGCUGCUGGGCGCCAUGCAGCGCAUCGUGCGCGCCAUGGACGCCCUGGGCAUCGCGUACAGCGACCCGUCCAACGCCGAGAACGCCAUGCUGCUGGCCGCCGUGCGUUGCGAGUCCCUCGAGCCGCCGCUCACGGAGCCGGUCUCCGAGGCCCUGCGCCGGCUCUGGGAGGACGACGGCGUGCGCGAGUGCUACGCCCGGCGCUCCGAGUACGGCGGACUGCCCCCGUUCCUGCCCGACGUGCAGCGGGUCACGCGGCCGGGCUACGUGCCGUCGCGCGAGGAUUACCUGCGCGUGCGGACGCCGUCCCGGGGCGUCUUGGAGUACGCCUUCCAGCUGGACGAGUUUCCCGUGCGCCUGGUGGACGUGGGCGAGCAGCGCUCCGAGCCCAAGAAAUGGAUCCACUGCUUCGAGGACGUGAGCGGAGUGAUCUUCGUGGCGCCGCUGUCGGACUACGACGACCCUGCCAAGAUGGAGCGGACCCGGGACCUCUUCAGCACCAUCGUGUCCAGCCCCUGGUUCGCCGAGUCGCACCUCCUGCUGCUGCUGAACAAGAAGGACCUGCUCGAGCAGAAGAUCGAGCGGCACCCGUUGGGGGCCUACUUCCCCGCCUUCCGGGGGCCUCCGGGAGACCCCAAGGCGGCCAGGGAGUUCCUGCGUCGCUUGUUCGCCGACCUCAAACCCGAGCGCCCGGUGUACUUCUUCUUCACGUGCGCCGUGGACACGGACGACGUCAAGUACGUGCUGCCCACGCUCCGCGAGAUCGCCUGCCUCCGGUCGUGCCCGAGCAGGGGCCGGCAGCCGUCCGACGCGUCGACGGCCAGCAACGCCGCUAUAAUGGUGGACGAACAUUACGAGGAAAUGUAG